Chroicocephalus ridibundus (black-headed gull) is the source of this 2916-nucleotide messenger RNA. It is a transcript of the gene WDR77, whose product is annotated as WD repeat domain 77. The coding region runs from base 63 to 1118 and encodes 351 amino acids. Gene Ontology annotation, cellular component: methylosome. NCBI's taxonomy places the organism in Eukaryota, Metazoa, Chordata, Aves, Charadriiformes, Laridae. Gene Ontology annotation, molecular function: protein binding. The transcript is spliced from 10 exons. The record is from RefSeq and is a predicted model, not a curated record. Gene Ontology annotation, biological process: oocyte axis specification.
GCGGCGCGCGCGGCGCGGGAGCACGUGGGGGCGCCACCGGCCCCGCUCCCGCCGCCGCCGCCAUGGAGGAGCCGCCGCCCGAGCAGCCCCCGCCGCCCCCAGCGGGCGGGGAGGCCGCGGAUGCAGCCGGCCCCGAGUGGAACAUCCCGCCCAACGCUCCUGCCUGCAUGGAGCGGCACCUGGAGGGCGCGCACUACCGCGCAGACGGGGUCCUGCUGCUGGGUGCUUCGGGGCUGAGCGGCCGCUGCUGGACCGGCUCACUCUGGGUCUUCGCCGACCCCCGCCGCGCCCCCAGUGAGGGCUUCUGUACCGCCGGCGUCCAGACAGAGGCGGGCGUCGCCGACCUGCGCUGGGUGGCUGACAGGGGCAUCCUGGUGGCUUCCGACUCCGGCGCCGUGGAGCUGUGGGAGCUGGACGAGAACGAAACCCUCAUCGUCAACAAGUUCUGUAAAUACGAGCACGAUGACAUCGCGACGACGGUGGCCGUCCUGGCCAGCAGCACCCAGGCCGUCAGCGGUGGCAGGGACUUCUGCGUGAAGGUGUGGGACCUCCCCCAGCAAGCGGUGCUGCACUCCUACAGAGCUCACUCCGGUUCAGUGACAUGUGUGGCUUCCUGUCCUGGUAAGGACACUGUGUUCCUGUCCUGUGCUGAGGACAACAGAACUUUACUCUGGGACACCAGAUGCCCCAAACCAGCUACUCGAAUUGUUUGCAGUGCCUGUAAUCACCUCCCUACCUCAGUCAUGUGGCAUCCACAGAAAAGUGACAUCUUUGCUUUGGGUGACGAAAAUGGAACAGUUGCACUAGUAGACACAAAGAAUCCUGAUUCUGCCCUCAGCUCCACUGUGCAUGCCCGAAGUAUCACGGGGUUUGCAUUUUCUGCACAUAGUUCACCCUUACUGGCUUCAAUCAGUGAAGACUGUUCAGUAGCUGUUCUUGACUCAGACCUCUCAGAGGUGUUCAGAAACCGUUCUCACCGAGACUUCGUAAAAGGCUUGUCGUGGUCUCCUUCGGACAAUGCCUUGCUCACUACAGUUGGAUGGGAUCAUCAGGUUUUACAUCACACUGUCCCCAUACCAAGUGGUGACGCUUCUGGAGUCAACUGUGUAAAAGAAUAGCUUUUUUUAAACUCAGUGUCCAAAUUCCUUCCUGGCAUUACUUUGAUUCUGCUGAAGUCAAAGGCGUGUGUGAACUGGAGCGGGUAUGGUCUGGUGGCUGCCUUGAAGCUUGUGACUAAGAAGGUUCCUGUAGUAAUUUUAAGUUAGGCAUAAGUUAGUUACAAACCAAGCUUUACCCUCUCCUCAGGAGCUAGCUUCACCUGUGAUAAGACUUCAGUAUUUUACUCAGAAAAAAAAUUGACUUCAGGCACAGAGGAGACUUGGAGAGACAGGGAAUUAGGUAUAAUUUAAAAAAAAAAAAAAUCCAUUAAAUUCCUCCCUCAGUUCUCCAAACCAUCCAUGGAAUUAAUAGAAACAUUUCUGGGAGGAGGUUAAAAACACCUCUUGUUAGUUGGAUGCGAGAGCCUCACCCUUGAGCAAAGUUCUUUGCUAUGUAAAUCAGUUCUUCCAACUACUGGGAAGCCGGUCAGCACGGAAAGGCGAGAAGGAAAGGCGAGAAGGGGUCGCGCUGCUGUGCGUAACGCAGCACGUGGUUCAGAGGGUCGGGCUCCACUGCCCACCCGCGGGGAUGCUAUGGCAAGCACUGUACCUGCACUUCUGCUCCCUUGGUGGGUACUGGAAUGCCAGUGCUUGGUAUGAGCAGUCCUGUGUGCUGUAGGAUAAGGAUCCCAGCUGUAGCCCAGUCAUUAACACGUGCUGAAAUACUGGGACGCGUGAUGCUCGACACUGGCUCGCAGCUGAGGCCAGCUCAAAGGGGCGAUUGCUGUCGCAUGCAGAAAGCCAAGAGAAGGUAGCAGUUGCUGCGCUAUUUGACACCGUGUUUCAUCUCCUCUGUGCCGAAGACAGCUUAUUCAAAGAUAAUACCUGUGAACACAAGUUUAUGCAAGGGAAAAACUGGACUAAGGACUUUAGUUUUCAUUUGCUUGCUCCUAUAAACAGACUCUGCUUAGUGAUAAAUGAGACUCCUUAUGCACUUGUGAUGAGUGACUUCUUGUGCCGGAGACUGAGGGGACCAAGCAUCCCAUAAUCCCCAAAACAGACUCCACAUCAUUCUUAGAGGUGUUCUUUGCAGUAUACCACACACUUUUCAAACUAAACUGUUUCCCUGGAACGCAUUUAACUGAAAAAAUAAUUGCUGUGCAUGCAUUCCCACUGCUCUCGAUGCGGCCUGGUCUGGCCUAGUAUUUCCUAGACAGAAUAAAGCAGGCCCUGACUAACAAAACAAAAAAAUACUAUUGAAAUGAGUGCUACUCCUGUUUCUUUAGCACCAUAGCAACACUAAAGUGUACACCACUUCCAGCGGGCUUAUCCCUGCAUAAACAGGUUUUAGUUGAUGCAAAUUAUGCAGAGCCCACCAUUAAUUUUUAGGCAGACUAAGCUUUCCCAGGCUCUCUACUUCUCUCAUUAAACCUCAUUUCCUGCUUUUUUAAUUCCUGUGUCAUACAGGCGUUUACAGAGCAAAUCUGAUCUAGAGCAGCGUAUGACAAGGAAAAGGUAAAUGAUUAUAAAAACUGACAAGUUUCCUCAAAAGUACCCCUUGAACAACCAAAUACGUUACCUGUUGCGGGCCUCUGAUGGUGUACUGAAAACUGAAACAGGUUUUAUGCUGCUUGUGAAAAAGUUGUCUUGGAAAAAAGCGGAAGACGGUUUUUAAAUAAAUCAUAGUUUUCAUUUGUACCUGGGUAUAAAACUUUGACUGGGCCACUUCUGUAGCAGUGAAGAGCCAGCUGGGAUCACUCACGGAGUUAAAGUGGAGUGGCGACUGCAGUCCCUGAAAUUAAAACCGUUCUUAAAUAAA